UUCGCCCAUUAUUCUUCGUCAGAGACGGACGCAGAGAGAGGACGGGCGGCAGCGACGUCGCAAUGGCUGCGGUGACGGAGGAGGAUCUGCUGCUUAGGAGCUUCAUGGCCGAGGUUAGCGGGGUCGAGAGGGACAACGAGGUGGCCAGGAUACUUUCAUGCUUCAAGUUGAAUCCAUUUGAGCAUCUGAACUUAUCCUUUGAUUCAUCAGUUGAUGAUGUGAAGAAGCAAUAUAGAAAGUUGUCCUUGCUGGUUCACCCGGACAAAUGCAAGCAUCCACAAGCAAAGGAGGCUUUUGCAGCAUUAGCAAAAGCACAGCAGUUACUCCUUGAUCUACAGGAAAGGGAAUAUAUUCUCAGUCAAGUUAAUGCUGCCAAAGAAGAGCUUAGGUUAAAGAGGAAGAAAGAGUUGAAGAAAGACAAUGCCUCUAAAUUAAAAGCAAUGGUAGAUGAGGGAAAAUUUGAGCAGCAGUACGAGCAAUCAGAAGAAUUCAAGCAGCAGUUAAAAAUUAGAGUGCGUGAAAUUUUAACUGAACAGGAGUGGCGUCGGAGGAAAAUGCAAAUGCGGAUAUCAGAAGAGGAAGGAAGAUUAAAGAAGGAAGAAGAAGAAACGAAAGAGAUGUGGAAAAGAAAGCGUGAGCAUGAGGAACAGUGGGAGGAAACAAGAGAUCAACGGGUUUCCAGCUGGAGAGAUUUCAUGAAGACGGGAAAGAAGGGCAAAAAAGGUGAGAUACGGCCACCAAAGCUCAAAACAGAAGAUCCGAAUAAGUCCUACGUUCAAAGGCCUGUGAAGAGAGGGUGAAACCAAAUUACUCGUCGGAAACCGGAGACUUGAUUUAGCAUAUCUUCAAGACGAGCAAUUGUGUUUAUGGUGGCGAGUCUGCCGGUUGCGAUGGUGAAAAAUAUGAGUACAACUCUGGUCAUUAGGUUUUAUCAACAUUUACGGGAGUUAUCACCUGUUUAAAGUUCUUCCUGUCGUGAAUUCUGUGUUGGUGAUAUGAUGAUCCAAGAUUUUUAGGGAAGAGAUUGAAAAUGCCACAAAACCAAGCCAAUAAUAAGAUUGUGUA
This is a messenger RNA of Musa acuminata subsp. malaccensis (wild Malaysian banana), 1065 nucleotides long. RefSeq names its product J domain-containing protein spf31. Lineage: Eukaryota; Viridiplantae; Streptophyta; Magnoliopsida; Zingiberales; Musaceae. The record is from RefSeq and is a predicted model, not a curated record.